Messenger RNA from Purpureocillium lilacinum, 1167 nucleotides. RefSeq lists its product as uncharacterized. The record is from RefSeq and is a predicted model, not a curated record. NCBI's taxonomy places the organism in Eukaryota, Fungi, Ascomycota, Sordariomycetes, Hypocreales, Ophiocordycipitaceae. Gene Ontology annotation, cellular component: plasma membrane. Gene Ontology annotation, biological process: peptide modification; carbohydrate metabolic process.
AUGGACCAGCUGUACAUCGACAACACCAUGCCGCAGAAGGCCCUCGGGGCGGCCCCGGCGGACCUGCUAAGGGAAAGCCUCGAAAAGGUCGUUACGACGAAUCCGCCGCAGGACAAGUACGACCCGGAGACGUGCAUAGGGCUGCUCGCAGGCCCGACGGGCGUUGCCUACUCCCUCCUCUGCUUGUCCGCCCGUCACCCGGACCUCCGCAUCAACGGCCACGACCUCCUGCACUGGGCCAAGAGGUACACCGAGGGCGACCGCGGGACGCUCGUCCUCGAGGACGGGUGUUGCGGCAUCGUCGCCGAGGUGCUCGCCCUCGACGCCGUGCGCGCCUGCGUCACCAAAGACCGCCGCUACGUGACAGAUCUGCUCGCGCACAUGCCGAGACUGCUCGAGCCGGCGUCGGGAGAGGGCGUAGACAAGUUCCCGGCCGAGAUGAUAUACGGCAGGGCGGGCAUGCUCUACAUGCUGCGCGCGGUGCGCCAUUGGGUGCCCGACUGUGCGGACCUGCUCGAGGAGCCGGUGAAGCAGCUCGCGCGCCGCAUCUUGGACAAGGACGACGACGGCAAGGGCCACUGGCUGUGGAACGGCGCGCGAUAUUUUGGCGCCCCUCACGGCGACAUUGGCACACUGGCGCAGAUUAUCCUAUGCGUUCCGUCGCUCGCCCCCGAGCUCACCGGCCUGCUUGAGGAGCUCCUGGCCCUCCAGAACAGCGAGGGCAACUGGGUACACACAGCCAAGGCGCUCGACGCCGGCGAGGCGGCCGUACGGGUGCAAUACUGCCACGGCGCGCCAGGCUACGUCUUUGCGCUGCAGUCACUGCGCCCUCACUACCCCGAGUUCGCCGGACGGUUUGACAAGGCCAUUGAGAAGGGCCGCGAGGUCACCUGGGCCAAGGGCAUUCUCAAGAAGGAGCCGAGCCUCUGCCACGGCGUGCUCGGCAACGCGCUAUCGCUGGAGAAGGGCUCCAGGAGAAGCCACUUCCUCGCGCUGGCGACUCCAGAUGCCGUUGCCGAGACCCGGGCCCGUGAUGCGACGCUCUUCAAGCCGGCCAACUACGGGCUCGAGAACUCUGCGCUGCUGGGAUAUUGGCCGAGCGCGGCGUGGGCGUGGUCAGUGUGCGAGGACGAGGAGCCGCGGAUGCUGCUGUUCAACGACAUCUAA